Scatophagus argus is the source of this 551-nucleotide messenger RNA. Its product is annotated as protein PIGBOS1. The record is from RefSeq and is a predicted model, not a curated record. The coding region runs from base 209 to 355 and encodes 48 amino acids. Lineage: Eukaryota; Metazoa; Chordata; Actinopteri; Scatophagidae. The transcript is spliced from 2 exons.
CUAUUUCCUGUUACUUCAGAAUUCACAGUAGAAGAAGAAUGCAUGCUUGCGACAUGCAAGUGUCCUCGGAAUCCGAAUAGUUGGAUCUUGUAUUUUUUACCUCUGUGUUCUUCUGUCUGGUUGUGUUUGUCAAUUACGGACCCUUCGGAUAAACGCUUCCUGGGAUCUUCUUGUUCCUCAGCAUUGGGAUUUCAUAUUAAAAGAAGUCAUGUUUAGAAGAAUACCCUUGACACAGAUGGUCUUUGUCACACUGCUUGGAGUAGGUGGUGGGAUUUAUAUCUAUAAACCAUACUUUGAGCCUGUGCUGCAGACCCCAGACAGACAGCAAAACCAGGAUGUGCCAAAGAAACAGUGAAACAGACAAUUUAUCAGAAUAAUUCAUCACUCUGAGGAAAUGCUUCAGACAGAACCCAAAACAGUCCCAUCAGAGGCUGCUGGACUGUCAGAGCUGGAGAUCAAGCUGAAGACAAGACCAGCAUGGAUAAAGUCAUGUCCCUCCGGGGUUCUUGUGUGAUUGUUAGUGUACAGAAAUAAAAAUGUUUAAUAAUGUG